Mixia osmundae IAM 14324 is the source of this 3651-nucleotide messenger RNA. RefSeq lists its product as uncharacterized. Gene Ontology annotation, cellular component: nucleus. Gene Ontology annotation, biological process: actin filament organization; endocytosis; ribosome biogenesis. The record is from RefSeq and is a predicted model, not a curated record. The transcript has 9 exons. The coding region runs from base 1 to 3651 and encodes 1216 amino acids. Gene Ontology annotation, molecular function: RNA binding; ATP hydrolysis activity; ubiquitin binding. Lineage: Eukaryota; Fungi; Basidiomycota; Mixiomycetes; Mixiales; Mixiaceae.
AUGGCUGCUAAUCUGCUGAACCAGCAGAUCUCUGGCUCAAUGCGACGCAAAGCCUUCAAUCUAAACAGUACACUGACGCCAGACAUGGUCGCGGACCUUAAGACUGACACCGGCGCAAGCACGCCAAAUUCGGAUUCUGCUCAAACUGCUCAGCUUUUGGCAUCGCCUCAAGAGCCUGUCAUCCGAUCAGAUGCGUCGACUUCCAAGCGCAAACUGCGUCAGACGGACGCAGCGAAGCCUGCUGGUCAAGACUCGCCAGCAGCCGAGCGCAAGAGAGUGAGAGCGUACAAAGCAACGACGAAUGGAAAGCAGAAAGCUCAUGAUCCGCCUGCCACACGACUCAGAGAUCUCGGCGGAGUCACGACAGCGAUAGAACAGAUACUCGAGCUUGUUGCCAUGCCGCUGUGUCAUCCAGAGAUUUACUUACAUACUGGCGUCAGGCCGCCCACAGGUGUCCUGCUCUGUGGACCACCUGGGUGCGGCAAGACAAUGCUGGCAGGUGCCAUCGCAGGGGAGCUAGGCGUACCUUUCCUCAAUAUCUCUGCGCCGUCGGUCGUGUCCGGCAUGUCCGGCGAAUCGGAGCGCGCGAUCAGAGAUACGUUCGAAGAAGCUGCCAGUCUCGCGCCCUGCAUACUCUUCAUAGACGAGAUUGACGCCAUCACACCAAAGAGAGAGAAUGCAGCGCGAGAGAUGGAACGGCGCAUCGUUGCUCAGCUACUGACUUGCAUGGAUGACCUAUCCUGGGAAAAGACGGACAACAAGCCCGUUCUCAUCAUAGGCGCUACAAACAGACCUGAUAGCCUCGAUACUGCUUUGCGUAGAGCAGGACGAUUCGACCAUGAGAUCGUCAUGGGCGUGCCAGAUGAGAAUGCGCGAAAGCAGAUCCUGCGCGUCGUCUCUUCCAAGCUCAGACUGGCUGGCGACUUUGACUUUCGCGCGCUGGCCAAGUCUACGCCGGGCUAUGUCGGAGCAGAUCUCGAAGCUCUGGCAGGCGCUGCUGGUAUUAUCGCAGUCAAGCGCAUAUUCGAGGAUCUUAAGGCUACGAGUGGACAUGUCAAUGGCGACAGCAUGCUCGUAGACGCACAGACCUCCUCUGGUGAUGCUACGGAGAUCAUCACUGGGCCAUUCACGUCCAUGCCGCCGUCUCUGCAGCUUCUCGCCAUUUCUGCCUUUCUGCAAGCGCAUCCAGAGCCGCUCACUGACAGUCAGCUUGAGCCACUUCAUAUCUCCCAUGCGGACUUUCAGCAGGCGCUGCUACAAGUCCAGCCAUCGUCAAAGCGUGAAGGAUUCACGACUGUCCCGGAUGUUUCCUGGUCUGAUGUCGGCGCGCUCAGCGAGAUACGUGAGGAGCUCAAGAUGGCAAUUGUUCAACCCAUCAAGCGGCCGGAGCUCUUUGCCUCCUUAGGUAUCGCCACGCCUUGCGGUGUCCUUCUGUGGGGUCCUCCCGGGUGCGGCAAGACUCUGCUGGCCAAAGCUGUUGCCAACGAGUCCGCUGCAAACUUUAUUUCCGUCAGAGGACCAGAGCUGCUCAACAAGUAUGUAGGCGAGAGCGAGCGAGCGGUUAGGCAAGUUUUUGCAAGAGCGCGCGCGUCUUCGCCUUGCGUCGUUUUUUUUGAUGAGCUCGAUGCGUUAGUGCCUCGACGGGAUGACAAUCUGUCUGAAUCAUCUGCGCGGGUGGUCAAUACCCUCCUCACCGAACUAGACGGCCUCGAGCCACGAAAGCAAGUCUUUGUCGUUGGCGCGACCAAUCGUCCAGACAUGAUCGAUCCCGCCAUGGUCAGACCCGGCCGGCUGGACAAAUUGCUCUAUGUUGAUCUGCCUACGCCUGCCGAACGCGAGGACAUCAUCCGAGCUCAGUCGACCAAGACGCCCUUUGCCAGUGACGUUGAUCUUGCAGCCGUCGCUGUCGAUGCGCGCUGCGACGGCUUCUCGGGCGCGGACCUCAGCGCACUCGUUCGGGAGGCAUGCAGUCUUGCACUACGCGAGGUUCUCAAGCUGCCGCUCGCUUCUCAGACGGACCUACAAGUCCUUGUACGGGCAGCUCAUCUUGACGAGGCGCUCGACAAGGUCUCGCCGAGCGUGUCAGUCGCUCAGCGCAAACGCUACGCCCAGCUACGGACAAUGGCGGCUGCAAAGCUGUACGCAUCAGCGACAAAGGCGCUGUCAGGCGAGAAACCUUUCUCUGCGGUGAGCGACUGGAUAGAGCGGCUCUGCAGCGAGAGAUACGAGAUAGAGGAGUACGAUGGCAUACCCGAGCUCGUGGAGUCGAUCAAUCUGCAGUCGACUGGUCCUACGGAGGCAUCCAGAGCGAUACGCAAGAAGCUCAAGUAUGGCAAUGUCCACCGUCAGCUGAGAUCCCUGACCAUCCUCAAGGCCCUCGUAGAAAACUGCGGCACCCGCUUUCAGACAACAUUUGCCAAUGAGAGGCUUGUUGACCGUCUAAAGGUCAUGGUCGGCGAUCCCAUGACGGACGACACCGUCAAGCGCAAGCUCAUGUCCGUCCUCGCGUCUUGGCAUCGAUCAUUCAAGGGCGAUCCUUCCAUGCAUCUCGUCGCCGGCCUAUGGGAAGCUUGCGGUGGAAACCAAGCCGCGAAACGCAAUGCGGCCUCGAAAGCCUAUGCGGAGCAACAGGCGCGCGCUGAGGAAGAAGCCCGGCUCCGGCAACAGCUGAAAGCGAGCGAGAGGAGCGACAAAGAGCAAGCGAAGCUGAGGGCAAAGGAACAGAAGGACAGGCUCAAGCUGAGGAACACAAAGGGCAAACGCAUCAUGUUCGACUUUGAAAAGGCACGUCCAGGAGAAGCCAAAUAUCAUGCAGGCAGUCGCCCAGGCAUCACAAGCAAGCAACAAGCAAGUCACGGCCCUUGUGUGGAAUGUAGCGCUUAUCUGAAAAGCAGUCUCGUCAACGCUUUGCAACACGUCAAUAGAGAACGCGAGACACUCAGCGCCAAUGCCAAAGUACAGACGUAUCUGGAAAAGGCAAAGACAAGUCGAAAGGCGAUCGUACGAUAUACUCAACUGAUCGAAACCGAUGUCGAAGGAGAGUACGUGGGCAUGCUGCUCAAGACGAACGAGCAGAUCAUCGCUGCACUUCAGCUGUACGAUCGGAUGAACAAGCCAGUCGAUCUCGAUUCAGACGAUGAAGACGUCCAAGAUGCAGCGAAUCGGAUAAGAAGUGCUGGCCCAAAUAUUGCCGCCACGCGACCCGAUCUCUUGAGGUCCUUCUCAGCUUUGACGGUUGACACGGAAGUCGACAAGAUUCAGGAACGUCAACGCUUCGAGAUCGAGCGCGCAAACCGACUGAGACGAGCUCAUCCUGACCUCGAGGAUCUCGUAUUCGACGAUGGUGACGCAGCUGGCUUACAAGACCCCAUGCGACCCAGCAAGACGGGCCCCGAAUCGAGCUACGGCCAAGGUUCGCUCUCGGAUUACUCGGACUACGACUCGUCAGAAGGCAGCGUUCACUCUCAAGAUGACGCGCCGCAAGCAAGCUCAAGUCAUCGGGCGUACGAAGCAUACGAAGGACAGCGUGGGAACAGCCUACUCGAAGAUCACGACGACCAAGACCAAGUACAGGAAGAUGACGACGACGAAGACGACCCGUUCGCGGACCCUACAGACUCACACAAGCGACUCGACUUUGCGAGUGUAUGA